Messenger RNA from Colletotrichum higginsianum IMI 349063, 1737 nucleotides. Its product is annotated as Platelet-activating factor acetylhydrolase. Gene Ontology annotation, molecular function: 1-alkyl-2-acetylglycerophosphocholine esterase activity. The coding region runs from base 1 to 1737 and encodes 578 amino acids. The transcript is spliced from 2 exons. NCBI's taxonomy places the organism in Eukaryota, Fungi, Ascomycota, Sordariomycetes, Glomerellales, Glomerellaceae. The record is from RefSeq and is a predicted model, not a curated record.
AUGUCGCCUGCCGCGCAAGCGCCCCCGACGGCCGCCGAAAAACUGGCGUCCUUCUUCUCUCGUCUGAGCCCUGUGCCGUCCCUCCCCGACUACACCGGCCCCUACCAGGUCGGCACCGUUGACAUCGAGGUGCCCGUUUCCGAGCUUGAGUCGCCGAGCCCGACCCCUUACAGCGCCUCCGACAUCCACACUGUUCAGUGCCGCAUCUUCUACCCUGCGACCCCCGAGUCCAACGGCAAGAGGAUCAAUUGGCUGCCUUCGCCGCAGAGACAGCAUGUCUCGGCCUACACCCAGUUCAUUGGCAUCCGCCCGGUGCUCGCAGACAUCAUGUCAUUCCUCCCGCGACACUUGCACUACGCGACGAUUCCCGUCCACAAGAACGCCGAGAUCCUCGAACCCGAUACCCCGAACCGACGAUGGCCGACCAUGAUCUUCUCCCACGGUCUCGGCGGCAACCGGAACACGUACUCCCACCUGGCCGGCUCGCUGGCCUCCCACGGCAUCGUCGUCAUCUGCCCUGAGCAUCGCGACGGCAGCGCCGUGGCCUCCUUCGUGCGCAUCCCCGGCAAGCAGGAUCAGUACUUCAUGCGCGACACCCGCCGCGUCGUCCCUUAUGUCCGUCUCGAUCACGACGCGCGCCCCGAGAUCUACGAAGCGCGCGAGGACCAGCUGCGCAUCCGCCUGUGGGAGCUGGGCCUGAUCCACGUGGUGGCCAUGAACAUGGAUCUCGGCCUGGCCAUGUCAAACCUGAACAAGUCGACACCCAGCCUGACCCAGUUCAAGAACAAGCUUCACGUCCACGAGCCUGGGUGCAUCAUUUUCGGCGGCCACAGUUUUGGCGCCGCCUCCGUCGUGCAGUUCCUCAAGACCACGUACUAUUCUGAGUCCUCGGCCCUCGCCCAUGUCGCCAAGCCCCUCUUCACCCCGCGCAAGGACUCGGCGCUGUGCCGGCAGAUCACGGAAAAGAACGUCACUAUGCUUCUCGACAUGUGGUGCUUCCCGCUGCUCGCCCCAGGCUCCUCGGAGCUCUUCCAACUGCCCCUGCCGGCGUACGCGAACAAGCCCACGGCCCCUGGCGGCAGCGCCAUCCUCGCCGUCGAGUCGGACGCCUUCUUCAAGUGGAACGACCACCUCCACGUCACCGCCCGCGUGCUGUCGCCGCAGCCCUCGGUCAACGUCAUCACGUCGCAGCUCUUCAGCCGCAGCGGCGUCCGCCUCGCCGAGCCAAACUUCUUCUACGUCCAGAACUCGGCGCACUUGAGCCAGUCGGACUUUGGCGUCCUGUUCCCCUGGCUGACCAAGAAGAUCUUCAAGUCGGAGGAGCCGGAGCGCGCGUUGCGGCUGAACCUGAGGGCGCAGCUGCAGCUUCUGCGGUCCAACGGUGUGCCGGUGGCGAGGACGUGGAUCGGCGACCUGGUUGACGGCACGGGGUCCGGCAAGAUGGGCAUCUCGGGCGACGAGGACGGCGACAACGGGCCGCACGACGGGCUGAUGGACGACAAGACCAUCUUCGACCGCUCCGAGGGCAAGGUGCAGUACUGGAAGUGGAUCGACGUCAUCGGCAUGGGCGAGGCCAAGGAGGUGUCCAGUGCCGAGACGACGACCAACGGCGCCGGCGGUUCGGGCGUCAACGCGCAGGUUGCCGGCGUCGAGCGGACGGACCAGAACAUGGAGGACGAACUGGAGCCUCUGCAAGCGGUUGCAAGCGCCGCGCAGGCCGGAGCCGUGCGGUCAUGA